Molecule: messenger RNA, 1424 nt
Organism: Andrographis paniculata
Lineage: Eukaryota; Viridiplantae; Streptophyta; Magnoliopsida; Lamiales; Acanthaceae
Exons: 5
Coding region: 213-1133 (306 amino acids)
Source: RefSeq, a predicted model, not a curated record
AAGAUUCCCUUUACACAUAAUUCUACAUUCUUAUUUUGCUGCUCCAACUCUCUCUCUCUCUCCUUCAAUCAUUCUCUCUGCUUUAUUAAUGCCCACAAAAAUGGCUGCUCUACUAAUCCAACCAUAAAAUCAUUAGGGUUUUGAUUGCUUAACCGCCUUUUUCCGCGACGUCUUCUUCACACCGCUCUUGUUCUGGUCCGGAAAUCAUUCUCAUGGAUUCUGCACAGCAGAGGAAGAAGCCUCUGUUCGCGGAUUUAUUCAAAAGCCCCAAUCGAAAUACCGUCGCCGAGAAAGGACAGCAGAAUAUCGCCGCCGCCGCCUCCAAUCCGGCGAGUUGGAGCUCUGGCUCGAGCUGGAACCACUCCUUUCUCUCCUGCGACUCGUCUUCGUCUGGAUUCAGCACGCCGCCGUACUCCGAUUUGGGAUCCUCGGGGAGCGAGGAUGAUGGUGAUUUCAUCGAAGAGUUAACUCGCCAGAUUGCGGAGCGCAUGCUUCAGGAAGACGAUGAAGAAGAUACCACCACCGUCGGCUACAUUCCAGAGGCUUCUGAACAGGCGAUAAAUCGUAUCAAGGAUUCCGGCAACAACGACGUCGGAUUGUGCUCGAGCAGAGUUAAUCCCAGCGACCAAACGCCGCCGAUUCAGGUUUACGAGCUGAAGAACCAGCCUCCGCUUCCGAAACCGGCCGGUCGGAGACGGCGAGUCACGGGGACCGAGUCGGCUCAUUCUCAGAAGAAACCGCUUCACAAAACGGCGCCGCAGCAUCACUGCACGUACACACCUGUAAACGGGUAUACAUCCGGGUCGGGUAUGCAGGCAGUCUAUCUCGGAGGAUCCGGAUCCGGACUCGGCGGGCAAGUCGGUACCGGCGUGUUCCUGCCACGUGUCGCAGUAACUCGCGAGUCCGACUCAGCAACUCGUGACCCGAGUCAACUCAGAAAGAAAUCAGGUUGUUCAGUGGUUCUGAUACCGACAAGAGUGCUUCAGGUGCUGGAAAAGUAUCAUUACAACAGGCUUCAAGAUCUGAAAGCGUUCACAGAUCAAUCGGGCCAAGAGGUGGAUGAAGAAAAAACAUCAGAAAACGGCGAGGAAGAAGGACAGAGGAUGGAGCUACCAAAGGAAUGGACUUACUAGUUAUUUACUCAACAAUGAUUAAUGAAAAAGUUCGAUAUCCUUUUGUCGAGACAGUGAGUCUUGAUGAGCAUUUGUCGGUAAAUAAAAAAAGAAAAAAGAACACACAAGGCUUAGCUUGUCCUGAGGCUGAGGUAACACUAUCAGACAAGCAAGUUAAGCUUAAGGGGGCCCCAAGUUUGGGGUUGGGGUAAGAAUAAAGCAAAGCACCAUUUGCAAGUUGCAAGCAUCAUUUCUUGUACAUUAUGUGUAAUAAAAAAUGGAUGGAGGUAUGAAUAUAUAUAUAUAUAUGUA